AUGACAGUCAGCCAUCAACCCCGCCGCCUACCUCCACCAGCCCGUCGUCGCGGCUCCACCGUCAUCGGAGAUGAAUUUGACACAAGAGGCUUCGACCGAAAAGCCGACGUUUCUAGCAUCGGCAAACCGCCGUCCAAAUCCAGCACUCCACCGAUCCGCUCUGCCCCAAGCGCCAGAGUCAGAUCCACCACCUUGCCUAACCUGAACUUCAUGUCGGUCACCUACUGCAUUGAACGACGGCGUCGGGCUCCGAGAGGAGAAAGGCCACCAAGGCCCGAAAAGGGCCCAAAUGACGCGACAGGCCGGGUCGGGGCGUGGGAGGUCGGCGACAGAGAGGUGGUGCUGGAGUCAUGGGAGGAGAUAGUCGACGUCGGACCAACCGGGCGGGUCUGGGACGGUGUAGCGACAGACGCGAAAGAGUAUGAGGCGGAUGGUGAAGUGCGUUGGGUCGCUGUUCGGAGGGCCUUGGAGGAGGUGGAUACGGUGGGCGGCGUUGAGGGACAAAGUGCAGCG
This is a messenger RNA of Striga asiatica, 513 nucleotides long. Lineage: Eukaryota; Viridiplantae; Streptophyta; Magnoliopsida; Lamiales; Orobanchaceae. The record is from the annotation of a GenBank genome assembly.